This is a messenger RNA of Nothobranchius furzeri (turquoise killifish), 3437 nucleotides long. NCBI's taxonomy places the organism in Eukaryota, Metazoa, Chordata, Actinopteri, Cyprinodontiformes, Nothobranchiidae. The record is from RefSeq and is a predicted model, not a curated record.
AUGACAGGUGUAAACAGAGAGGGUGGGAGUGGACUGGGGAAGAGGGAGGGUAGCCGGAUGGAGGGAGUCCAGGCUGCAUUUGCACUAAGAGCUGCUGUUGAUGAGCAGCAGAGCACGCUGAUGAGUGAGAGGAACAUGUUCUGUGAGGACGGAGAAACUUUGAAUAGCGCUGGGGAUGAAGAGCUGCCAACUGAACUCAGGGGCGAGGUCUUUCUCUCAUCAGACCUCACAAUGAAAUCAAAACCAUGCCAUGCGUGUGGACUGGAGGAGGAGGCUGCAGAUGUGUUUCAGAGUCAAAUGCUUGUACAGAUUUUGUCUGAUAUCCAACAAGUUCCUCUGACAGAUAAAAACAAUGGAGAAAGUGGCAAAAUUAAACAGAUUCUUAUCUGUUCAAACACCAAAAAGGGAACGAUCCUUCACCAGAGACCCGACACGAUCGUUCCUCUGACCAGACAACCACAAAACAUUUUAAAGUUUAGAUGCUUCCUAACAGUUGUUGCUCCCACAGAUUUGAAGGUGUGGGCAUUAAUGGGAGCGAUCUGUCUCUGCCACUGCAUCUUUGGGCAGCUGCCUGAGGCGAGCCUGAAAGGAACACGGCAACUGAUCUGCAGCGUUCCUGGCCCACCGGGCCUGCUCGGUAAACCAGGUCCCAGCGGGGCUCCGGGAGCAGUUGGGAAUGUUGGUAUUCCAGGAAGAGACGGCCGAGAUGGCAGGAAGGGUGAGAAGGGAGAAAAGGGAGACACAGGAAUGAAGGGCAGGGUGGGCUCAACGGGCAAGUUUGGAGAGAGAGGAGAACGUGGCCCUGCAGGCAAACGAGGCCCUGCAGGAGACAACGGAGAUCUGGGACCACACGGUCCACCAGGCCGAAAGGGAGAAAAGGGGGAAAAGGGUGAACGGGGACCCAGUGGAACAGCGGAUGGCAGCCUGUUGCCUAAAUCUGCCUUCUCUGUAGGAAUCACCAGCAGCUACCCUACAGAGAAGACCCCUAUCAAGUUCAACAAGGUCCUCCUCAAUGAAGGUGGACACUACAACCCACAGACAGGAAAAUACAUCAGUCCAUACCCAGGGAUUUAUUAUUUCUCUUAUGACAUCACACUGGCCAAUAAACACCUGGCUAUUGGGCUAGUGCAGAAUGGUCAGUAUCGCAUCAAAACCUUUGAUGCCAACACAGGAAACCACGAUGUGGCCUCUGGGUCUACUGUUAUGUACCUGAACCCAGAAGAUGAAGUGUGGCUGGAGAUCUUCUACCAUGACCAGAACGGUUUGUUUGCAGACCCCAGCUGGGCUGACAGCCUGUUCUCUGGGUUCCUGCUCUAUGCAGACACAAACUACUUUGACACACUGGCAGAAGAUUAUGCAUGAAACUCAAAAAGAAGAAGAAGAAGAAGAAAAUAUCAUUUCUAUAGCGCCUCUCAAGAUGAAAAUCACGAGGCGCUUCAGAAAAACAAAAAAUGUAAAAAUGUAAAAAAUAAUUUAGAAAAUGAUUAAAAAUCUAUUUAAAAUGAGCAAAAAAUUGACAAUUGUGAUUAAAAAGGUAAAGAAAGACAGAGAGUGAACAGGAAAGAGGGAAAUCAGUGGAUCCUGAGGAAGGUGGAAUAGGAGGGGAGAGCAGAAUAAAGAGAGAGAGGUGAAGAAGGUCAUACAAAAGCCAGCUUGAACAAGUGAGUCUUCAGCUGCUUUUUAAAGGAGACCACUGAGUCCACUGAUCUCAGGCUCAGGGGGAGAGAGGUCCAGAGUCUGGAGGCCACAGCAGCAGAUGAUCUGUCACCUUUGACCUUUAGCCUGGUGCUGCACAACCAGUAGGCUUUGAUCACUGGACCUCAGGGACCUGCUGGGGGUGUAGGGACUGAGAAGAUCACCAAUGUAAGAUGGUGCUUGUCCAUGUAAGGCCCUAUAGACCAGAACCAGGAUCUUGAAAUGAACCCUGAAGUUGACUGUAGGGCUGCUCAAUUAAUCGAAUUUUAAUCACAAUUACGAUCUGAGUUUUGAACGAUUAUAAAAACAAAACAAGCCGAUUAUUUGCUCCUCCCACUUGCGCUGCCCUGAGUUGCAAAUGAAGCGCUCCACAGUGUUGCCAACUUAGCAUCUUUGACGCUAUUUCUAGCAGCUUUUCAGACCCCCUUCUUGACUUUUUAAAUCUUAAAAGUACCUAGCGAACACCUCAGAAACAUCUCUGGUAACCCUUAGCUACUUUCUGGAUAACUGUCGUUGACACUUCCUGCAGGUUAGCUAAACACUCCACCUGCGCUCCGGACCGUUCUUCAGGACAUUAGGAAAGGGAAUGAUGUAGUGAUGUGUCAGUCGCUAAAGAAACGGCUCUCGGAGUCUGCUCUGUUGGAGUAAUCAGAGUGAGUGACACACACCGUACCUGCGGACUCCUGAGCCACUAAAUACAGCUAAAUGUGCGCGUGCGGCGCGCUAAACACAUGUGCAGCUUGCCCCUGAUUGCUGUGAGACUGGGUUGGGGGGUGGGGGGUGCAGCUGUGGUUGGGACAAUUAUUACAUUAACUGAUGGACUUGUAAAUAAAUAGUUUAUAAAUAAGGUAGAAAUAAGUUCCUCACGCUGAUAAAUAAUAACUAACCUCUCUGAGGACACGGUGCUAGUGUACUCUCCUACAGCACCUUGACACGACUCAAUAAAUGUUAUGCAACAUUUUGUGAACAUCAAUUUAUUUGCGUUUAUUUGUUAUAAAUGUCAAUGUAUAAUUCUUGCUGUCAGUAUUUGCAUGAUAUUGGUAUUUGGGUCUGUACUGGUUAGACUUAAAUGAGUUAAACCAAGGUCUAUAGCCCUUGGGUCAUAGACUAUGAGCUAUAAGUAUAUUGGUCUUUUUAUACUGGGAAUCAGGAGUUAUUUUAGUGAUCAUCUUGUUUCUUGUUUUUUUUGUCCUGAUUGUGCCCUGAGCAAUUUUAUGACUGAAUAAAAACAAAUAAAAUCAACAUAAAUUGAAAAAUCGUCCUAAAUGAUCGUGAUCUCAAUUUCAGUCACCAUAAUUGUGAUUAUUAUUUUUGCCAUAAUCGAGCAGCCCUAGUUGACUAGCAGCCAGUGAAGCUGGAGGAGAAGCGGGGUGAUGUGGGUGUGUUUGGAGGACUUGGUCAGAAGCCGAGCACAGGCGUUCUGAACCACCUGUAGACGGUUCAGCACAAAAUAACACCACUAACUACUGGUUAUUGAUGCCUCAGUAGUUCAGAACACGUGCAGGAUAUUCAUAUUUUGUUUUCAUACAGAUUUUUAUAACUAUCUCAAAAACAUGAACAGAAAUUGUGAUUUUGAACUAGGCUGAAAUAUUUCAGUAGCUUAAUUAAUAACAAUCAUGAACUCUGGAGAUUUUAAAAUCUGAAUGUGUGUGUGUGUGUGUGUGUGUGUGUGUGUGUGUGUGUGUGUGUGUGUGUGUGUGUGUGUGUGUGUGUGUGUGUGUGUGUGCAUGUGUGCGUGCAUG